AUGUUUCGAAAACUUGGCUCAUCCGGGUCACUAUGGAAACCGAAAAACCCGCAUUCACUGGAAUAUUUAAAGUAUUUGCAAGGCGUGUUGACGAAAAACGAGAAAGUCACUGAGAAUAACAAGAAAAUACUCGUCGAGGCGUUGAGAGCCAUCGCCGAAAUCCUCAUUUGGGGAGAUCAGAAUGAUGCGUCGGUUUUUGACUUCUUCCUGGAACGUCAAAUGCUCCUUCACUUUCUUAAAAUCAUGGAACAGGGGAAUACACCGUUGAAUGUGCAAUUAUUACAGACACUGAACAUUUUAUUCGAAAAUAUUCGACAUGAAACGUCGCUUUAUUUCCUACUGAGCAACAACCACGUGAACUCGAUAAUUUCCCACAAAUUCGACCUGCACAACGAUGAGAUUAUGGCAUAUUACAUUAGUUUUCUGAAAACUCUUUCAUUCAAAUUGAAUCCGGCGACAAUUCAUUUCUUUUUCAAUGAGACAACUGAAGAAUUCCCACUUCUCAUUGAAGUUUUGAAAUUGUAUAAUUGGAAUGAGUCGAUGGUUCGAAUUGCUGUCAGAAAUAUUCUUCUGAAUAUCGUAAGAGUUGACGAUGACUCUAUGAUCAUUUUCGUCACCAGACAUAUCAAAGACUACCUCUCUGAACUAAUCGAUUCCCUUGUUGCCCUCUCAAUUGAAAUGGACACAUUCGUCCGAUCGGCUGAAAAUGUGUUGGCGAAUCGAGAGAGAUUACGGGGAAAAGUUGAUGAUUUAAUCGAUUUGAUUCAUUAUAUCGGAGAGUUGUUAGAAGUGGAAGCAGUCGCCGAAUCGUUGUCGGUUCUGGUGACCACUCGCUACCUAUCCCCCCUCCUCCUCUCAAGUAUUUCCCCCCGUCGAGACAAUCAUUCCCUCCUGCUCACUCCAGUCUCCGCCCUCUUCUUCUUCUCAGAAUUCCUUCUCGUCGUCCGUCAUCACGAAACAAUUCACACAUUCUUAUCAUCAUUUCUCUUCGAUAAUCAGAAGACUCUGAUGACUCAUUGGAUUCGAAACGAACAGAACUUCUAUUUGGAGCCAAUGUCCAUGUCGUCACCUGUUACAGAGAAUGUGGUGGAUCAGGAUUGUGCGUUCUUCGAUAACCUACUGGAAGCAUUCGAAACGUGCCAAACAGAUGAUUCGAGAUCGUUCUACGGAUUGAUGCUGAUUUAUUCAAUGUUUCAGAAUAAAGCUGAUGUUGGAGAACUUCUAUCGGCCGCCCAUUUCCCAGUCCUCAUGAGAGAAACUUCCAAUCCGUCAGCAACUACUGGAUCCCUGGCUCAACAGACUCUCGCACGUCUUCGGAUAUCAUCCACGUCUUCUAUCACGAAACGAACACGGGCGGUGACAGAAAUUGGAGUGGAAGCGACGGAAGAGGAUGAGAUAUUUCAUGAUGUACCUGAGGAGCAGAAUAUGGAAGAGUUGGUUGAUGAUGUAUUGUUUGAUACUGAAAACUCAUCAUAUGCUUUGCAAGAUCCCGAAGAAACGUCUCGUUCCCGUUUCCAAUCAGCUGCCGAUGAACUCCCCGUCCCGACGUCAUCUGAAUCCCUUCCGACGUCUUCUGGUCUAGAUUCUCGACUAUUUGAUGCCCUCUCAUCUAUAAUUCGAGCAGUUGGAACAGAUGAUAAUCGGAUUCGACCGAUUACUCUGGAAUUGGCGUGUCUUGUGAUACGACAGAUUUUGAUGACAGUGGAUGAUGAGAAGGUUCACACAAAUCUCACAAAACUGUGCUCGGAAGUUCGUCUGAAACUGCUAGGAUGCAUAGGACAAUAUGUGAAUGGAGAGAAUCUAUUUCUGGAAUGGUUUGAGGAUGAAUACGCUGAAUUUGAGGUAAAUCACGUGAAUUUCGAUAUAAUCGGCUACGAGAUGCUCCUCCCACCCGCGGCCACGCCCCUUUCCAAUCUUGUGCUCCACAAACGACUGCCCAGUGGAUUCGAGGAACGACUCAGAACUCAAAUAAUAUUCUAUCUACAUAUCCGAAAACUCGAGAGAGAUUUGACGGGAGAAGGGGAUACGGAACUACCGGUGAGAGUGUUCAAUUCGGAACAAGAACCUGUGGCAGUGGGAGAUUGUAUCAAUUUGCACAACUCCGAUCUCCUCUCCUGCACAGUAGUCCCUCAACAACUGUGCUCCAUCGGCAAACCAGGAGACCGUCUCGCGCGAUUCCUCGUCACCGAUCGUCUCCAGCUGAUUCUAGUCGAGCCAGACUCCCGAAAAGCGGGAUGGGCGAUUGUACGAUUCGUUGGAUUGUUACAGGAUACAACUAUCAACGGAGACUCGGCAGACUCAAAAGUGUUGCAUGUGGUUGUGGAGGGACAGCCGAGUCGAUUGAAGGUAAGAAAUUAA
Messenger RNA from Caenorhabditis remanei, 2358 nucleotides. RefSeq lists its product as uncharacterized. NCBI's taxonomy places the organism in Eukaryota, Metazoa, Nematoda, Chromadorea, Rhabditida, Rhabditidae. The coding region runs from base 1 to 2358 and encodes 785 amino acids. The transcript has 13 exons. The record is from RefSeq and is a predicted model, not a curated record. Gene Ontology annotation, biological process: endosomal transport; regulation of autophagosome maturation; endosome to lysosome transport. Gene Ontology annotation, cellular component: endolysosome membrane; late endosome.